This is a messenger RNA of Penaeus chinensis, 550 nucleotides long. RefSeq lists its product as uncharacterized. The transcript is spliced from 3 exons. The record is from RefSeq and is a predicted model, not a curated record. The coding region runs from base 87 to 434 and encodes 115 amino acids. NCBI's taxonomy places the organism in Eukaryota, Metazoa, Arthropoda, Malacostraca, Decapoda, Penaeidae.
CUCUAAAACUGCACGUCUCACGAUGGCCGCAGAAGACCGCGCACUAUAUAAACACCGUGCUUUCGUCAGCUUCCACACUUUCAACAAUGUUACUCUUCAAGCACACGGUUAUCCUCUGCCUCCUGGGUGUGGUGCACUGCCACGGACCGGUCAGCUUCGUUCGGGAGCCCUCGCCGAUGGCCAUGGUCCCGCGGUCCCUGAAGAUCGAGGAUAUCGAGAGAUUCGGCGCAAUGGCCAACGAGGCGGCGAGUGUCAUCGAGAAGCUGACCGGUAUGCUCCACCUGAUUGCCGACCCCUCCGAAGUCCCUGAGCUACGGGAAGGUCUCCUGGGAGAGAAAAUUCGAGCUUCUAUAGAAACCGGAAAAGCUUUCGUGAGACUGAUCGAGACAAUCAAUGCGGCGCUGGAGCCUUAUGUUACCGAAGAGAGGAGGUAGACGGAGUGGGCAGUUCAGCAGUGGCCCGGCAGAUGGCUCUUAUGAGAUCAAGGAUGUCUACUUUGCUUCCUAGACAAUUCUAUCAAUUUGGCCAUGUAAUAAAGCAGAAUAUUAAA